CAGCGGCUACCGCCGCUAGGAACUUAUGUGCGCGGCCCAAUUGUGUGGGUGUGCAGUUCCGGGGGGUCCGGAGAGGCGCAAAGGUGAUGUGCAUGGUGGGUGUUAGAGAAGUUGGAGUCGAGUUUGGAACCAAAGCUUGAAGGAAAGAAGCCUUAGCAGAUCCCCCAGGCAAGAGAAACAUCCUCCCUGCACCCAGCCAUUUUCAUCCUGAGAGAUUUUUGAAUGUUUCAAUGAGAUCACUUCUCAUUCUUCUAAACUCUGCCGCCUCCUCUCUGCUUCUACCAUCAUUGCUCAUGCUGAAAGUUAAAGGUUGGCUGAAAUUACUUACACACCAUACAUCAUGGCCACUUCAUCAGAAGAGGUUCUGCUAAUUGUGAAGAAGGUACGGCACAAAAAACAGGAUGGGGCGCUAUACUUGAUGGCAGAGCGUGUAGCCUGGACACCAGAAGGAAAGGAUCGGUUUGUCAUUAGUCAUAUGUAUGCAGAUAUCCGCUGUCAGAAGAUCAGCCCUGAAGGUAAAGCUAAAGUACAGCUUCAGUUGAUCUUGCAUACAGGCGAUACAACGAUCUUCCACUUCACCAAUGAAAACAGUGCUAACGCAGCAGCCAAAGACAGAGAUGCUGCUAAAGACUUGCUCCAACAGUUACUCCCAAAGUUCAAGAAAAAAGCAAACAAGGAACUAGAGGAAAAAAACAGAAUGCUCCAAGAAGACCCAGUUCUCUUUCAGCUCUAUAAAGAUUUAGUUGUGAGCCAGGUAAUCAGUGCUGAAGAAUUCUGGGCCAAUCGUCUGACUGGGAAUUCUACAGAUAACUCUCUGUCCAACAACAAGCAAGAUAUUGGAAUAUCUGCUGCAUUUCUGGCGGACAUCCGACCACAGACUGAUGGCUGUAAUGGUCUCCGGUAUAAUCUGACUUCUGAUAUCAUCGAGUCAAUAUUCAGGACAUAUCCUGCAGUGAAACAAAAAUACAUGGAGAAUGUACCUCACUGUAUGACAGAGAAGGAAUUCUGGACACGCUUCUUUCAGUCUCACUACUUCCACAGAGACAGGAUCAAUGCUGGCUCGAAGGAUCUCUUCUCUGAAUGUGCCAGGAUUGAUGAGAAAGGUUUGAAGACUUUGGUUAAUCAGGGAGUAAGCAACCCUUUGGUAGACUUGACAUCGCUGGAGGACAAAUCACUGGGUGAGGGUUAUGGAUCUUCAUCUGCACAGUUGUCCUCUAAAUCCAAUAAGGAGAGCAGCAACGCUGCAAUAAUCCGUCGCUUCAAUCAUCAUAGCGCCAUGGUGCUGGCAGCCGUCCUCCGUAAACAAGAAAUGCACAAUGAUCAGAAUGGUGAGAACAGCAGCACUGAUGGUAAUUCUCGAGAUUCUGAUUGUUUUCAGCCACCUGUCAAAAAGGUGAAGUUACAGGAAGCCAUAGAAUAUGAAGACCUGGGAGAAAUGAACUCAAAGAAGACUGUUGCACUAAAUUUGAAGAAGGCUGACAGGUAUUUUCAUGGCCCUACACCUGUUCAGUCUCAGCACUAUGCAUCCAGCCAGGAUAUUAUUAACUCAGUCCACUGUAUUCGACAAGAAAUGGCUAACUAUAGCCCCAGACUUACUCAGGUUCUGUCCAGCAGUGUGGCCAGCAGUGCAAUAACUGACCUCUCACCUGGUGGAGUGCUUAUGCAGGGAGGAACAUCACAAGCUAUAAACCAGAUGGUGCCAAGUGAUAUCCAGAUGGAACUCAAACACUUGUAUGUGGCUGUAGCUGAGUUACUGAGGCACUUCUGGUCUUGUUUUCCUGUCAAUACACCAUUCCUUGAGGAGAAGGUUGGGAAGAUGAUGAAUAACCUGGAGAGAUUCCAGAUGACAAAACUAAGGCCAUUUCGGGAGAAACUACAGAAGCUGUACAUCAGUACAAAUUUCACUGGUCAUUUAGAAGAUAUGUUACAGGGAGCCUUCAAUAAGUUCCAUGCCUGGCAAUCAAAACGAAUGCAGAAGAAGACGUGAUGAUAAUUGUAUCAAGAUGUUUGAGAUUAAGAGCUAUUGUUACCUGCAAAGUCCCAGCAGAAGUUGCUACCUGUUCUCUAAACUGCUGUGCUGGACAGGAGCUGGGAGCCCUACAAAAUUGCAGAGACUCAAUGUAAUUUUCAGAGCUGCACACUGGGAGAAAGAAAUGCAAUAAGGUGGACCACUCAGGGUGACUCUCACCAACUGACCAAAACUGGAGGGAGCUACAGGACAAAUACUGUGUGAGACAGCUUGGGAAGGCAGCGCUGCUUCUCUGCACAAAGAAUCUGUCAAAUGAUAACUGAGUAUAUUUAGAAACUCUUUCUAGCCUAAACAUUUUUUCAUUUUUGUGUAAAGUUUUAAACAUGAAUGGCACAAUGUAAAUGUGCAACUUUUUUCAGAACUGUAGCCCUCUGUUUUUGGAUCCUGUUUGUAACUGAGGGAAUGGAAGAUGUGGAUAUUUUAAAUAAAGAAUUAAUGUGAAAUUAUUUUGACCAUUCUCAUUUGUUAAAUAUUAAGAGAAAUGCAAAUUAUACAAGUUUUAUAUUUGCUGGAAUGAUGCAGUCUUUGAAUGAUACUAUGCCCCAUUUAACCUUUCACUCCUAUGUCAUACAUAUAAAUUUGUUCCAUUUUUUGCCUAUCAGUGAUCUUUGAAUUUGGAAGAUACAUCUGAGAAGCAACGAUAAAAAUCUGAGCCAUUUCAGACAAAGCUGAUGUCAUUGAAGAUGGGGAACUGCUGUAUUACACCAUUGUUCAAAACAGAAAGCUGAGGGUAAACUCCAUAACUAUGUACAAGUCUGUUCAACACAUCAUAGAAGAACUUUUAGAAGCCAUAAUCAGGAACAGGAUUAUUGGGAUUGGGUUUAU
Molecule: messenger RNA, 2854 nt
Organism: Mobula hypostoma (lesser devil ray)
Lineage: Eukaryota; Metazoa; Chordata; Chondrichthyes; Myliobatiformes; Myliobatidae
Gene: gtf2h1
Product: general transcription factor IIH, polypeptide 1
Exons: 17
Coding region: 341-1987 (548 amino acids)
Biological process (GO): nucleotide-excision repair; transcription by RNA polymerase II; transcription by RNA polymerase I
Cellular component (GO): transcription factor TFIIH core complex; transcription factor TFIIH holo complex
Source: RefSeq, a predicted model, not a curated record